AUGAUCUACUAUCUAAUAACCAAAAUGAUUGAAACUCAAAGUAGAGGUAAAGAAACUCAAGGAGGACAAGUUGGUUCUGGAAAGGUUGAUAGUGGUCCAGUUAUGUUCUUAAGCCAGAUUUGCGAUGGAUUGGAGAAAUCACGUGCCAUCUAUACCGUCUGUGAAUUGGAUGUUGCCAACCAACUAGAAAACAAACCAGAGCCAGUUGACAAGUUAGCCAAAGAAAUUGGCUGUUGUCCUGACUCUUUGUAUCGUUUGAUGCGUGCUCUCACUACCCUGGAGAUCUUUAAAGAGACAGAUGACCGUGUUUUCCAACAUACCGAACUCUCUGAGAAGCUUCGUGAUCAGCGAUAUCGUGACUUGGUUUUGUUGCAUGGUGGCCCACUCUCUUUCAACAGUUGGAGAGACCUGACUUCGACCAUUCGCAAUGGAAAAUCGGACUCCAACAAACUCUUUGGAAAGCCAUCGGUAUGGGAGUACUUCAAGGAGCAUCGCGAUGAAGAGAAAAUCUACAACACCGCAAUGACCACCUAUACCAACUGCUUGGCAUCCAAUAUCGUUGGAAUUGGUGACUUUUCCAAGUGUGAGACCAUCUGUGAUAUCGGAGGAGGACAAGGCGCAUUCUUGACUCAUAUUCUCAAGUCCAACAAGAAUAUCAAGAAUGCAAUCAAUUUCGAGCAGCACUGCACUGUCGAGUGCAAUAAGCAAGGAGGUUGUCCAGAGCGUGACCAAAGAAUCAAAGACCAUCCAGGUGACUUCUUUACCGACAAGAUUCCAGAGGCUGACAUCUACAUUAUGAAAUCGAUUCUUCACAAUUGGACUGACGAUCAAGCUGUUAAGGUCCUCAAGAAUGUCGCUAACUCAAUGAAGCAAGGAUCGAAGCUCUAUGUGUAUGACAUUGUACUUGGCAACGAGAAAAAUGAGCAACAAGGUGUCGGCGUAUGGCUUGACAUCAAGAUGUUCCAAUUGAUGAAUGGCAGAGAGAGAAGCCUCAAAGAGUUUGAAAAGAUUGCAAGAGAAGCCGGUGUCAAGAUUGGUAACGUUCAAAAGACUCCACAAUCAUUCAGCCCAUCACUCAUUGAGUUCCAAAAGGCUUAG
This is a messenger RNA of Heterostelium album PN500, 1098 nucleotides long. RefSeq lists its product as uncharacterized. The coding region runs from base 1 to 1098 and encodes 365 amino acids. Lineage: Eukaryota; Evosea; Eumycetozoa; Acytosteliales; Acytosteliaceae. The record is from RefSeq and is a predicted model, not a curated record. The transcript has 2 exons. Gene Ontology annotation, molecular function: O-methyltransferase activity.